Molecule: messenger RNA, 860 nt
Organism: Verticillium alfalfae VaMs.102
Lineage: Eukaryota; Fungi; Ascomycota; Sordariomycetes; Glomerellales; Plectosphaerellaceae
Exons: 1
Molecular function (GO): protein binding
Source: RefSeq, a predicted model, not a curated record
AUGCAUCGCGAACCAUCACCAGAUGCUAUGCCUCCCAUAUCCAUGGCCGAUGCUCCUACUUCUGCACCUACCUCAGCGACGACACCGAGUGCCGUCGACCGUGCUCACUCCCCAGGAGCCAGCAUCCACUCGGUAUCUCGACCUCAGCCAGGCUCCCAACCCCAGCCUGACCCUCAACCCCGCCAUAUCCCCCUCCAUGUCCCCCUGCCGCCCUAUCCACACGAGCCCGACGUCCUGCCGCCCUACGAACCAGAGGCCGACGAGUCAACGAGCCCUAACGAUUUCCUCGACAGCCUAGACGCCUUCAUCGCCAUCUGCCCCGACCUCAUCCUGCCCAUCACGGCCAUCCCGCCCGCGCCAACCUGGCAUGGCACUUCUGUCCCAGCCGACCGCCCAGCCCGGAAUGCCACCGACCGCGCCAACAGGAACAACAGGAGCAACAGGAGCAGCAGCAGCAACGAUCCUCCAGGCGCCCCCUCCCUUUCCCCCAACACCUACCGCCUCUGCAGCAGCAUAGUCUACCACUUCUUCACGGCCAUCGCCUCGCGCCAAGACGAUGUCGUGCGCCUCUUCAUCGCCCGCGGCCUCGUCUCCCCCGACGUUCCCUCCGUCACCGGCGAGACGCCUCUGCUAGCUGCCGUCCGCGCCGGCGACGGCACCACCCUCUGCGCCCUCGUCGAGCUCGGCGCCACCGUCGACGCCUACGGCUCGACCCACGAGGCCGACGUCCACGACCCGCGCCGCCGCCGCCGCGCGACCGAUGCCCCGACGCGCCGCACGCCCCUGCAGUACGCCGCCGCCCUGGGCCGCCUGCCGCUCGUGAAGUUGCUGCGGAAGAUUUUGGGCCGACGACGCCCUCG